Molecule: messenger RNA, 5574 nt
Organism: Patella vulgata (common limpet)
Lineage: Eukaryota; Metazoa; Mollusca; Gastropoda; Patellidae
Product: germ cell-less protein-like 1
Exons: 15
Coding region: 1168-2685 (505 amino acids)
Biological process (GO): germ cell development
Molecular function (GO): protein binding
Source: RefSeq, a predicted model, not a curated record
AUAUUGGACCCAUUCAGGUCAAUGUUAAACUGAAUAGAGUUCUAUUCCAGAUAUUCUGCUUUUUAAAAACUAAAAUGCUGAAUUUUCCACCUUACAAAACUCAUACUUUUGUUAUCCAGGGCAAUGAAAAAAUUGGCUACGAUAACACCUAAUGUAAAUUAAUUGUUUUCUUUUUAAAAAUGUCAUGUAUGUUUGGUUGAUUUCCUCGGUUAUUAUCUGCACUUUGAAUUGAAAUUGGCUCAUUCCCUCCAGGGCAUAUCUCAUAAACUGUUCAAGAUUUAUGGAAGGUUUGUACAAACAUCAAACUCUUAGAGUAGUUUGCUAAUUAGGAAUUACAUGUAAUAUUUUUUAUGUUUCCACGGAAACAAAUUUGGAUGGACUGCAGUGAUCCUUUUUACUUAUCACAAUAAUACUGAAAUCCUGUGCUUCGAUAACACAUUUGAUAAAGCCGCUGAUCGUGAUUUGCAUUUUUUAAACAAUAUUUAAUUUUUCAUGGCUUACUCCACGUUAAUAUGUACUGAUUAUUUAACAUUUAAUUAGGAAAUAAACGAAUAUCAAAAGUUGACAAUCUCCUAGCACAGAUUCAAUUGGAAUAUAAAGGGGUCCAUAAAAAAAUUUUAACCAACAUUAGCUGGCUUGUUUAUAUAUCGUCUAUAGUGGAUGCUGAUACUUUCAAGGGAUUUAGAAUCCUUGAAAUGACGAUUUUGCGACUUCAAAGACCACAGAUUAUUUCAAGCUAUUUCUUUCAUUUUGAAUAAUAAGAGAUUUACAAGAUAUAAUUAUGAUGUGUACCAGAAUGACAUUCUCCUGUGAAGAUUUAUUAUAUUUUAUGUCCAAAGAUUGCAGGAUUAAUUGUAUUGAUAAUUAAACUUGAAACUAGGCAAUGUAAAUAAAAAGUAUAUGAUCACAACUUUGUCCUUAUUAAACAUUUUUAUACCUUCUAACCAGAAUCAAUUAAAGCACAAUAAUGGCUAAUGUAACUUCAAAGCAAAGUAAUCUGUAUCGCGACUGUGGUCUGAAACCUCAAGUAGAGUUAUGUCCCUUCCACGCCUCGCUAGCAAAGAAGGCGUUAAUGGUACACGAUAAAAUUGUUUAUUUAUUUGAUUUGAAUACAUGAAAUGAAUUCAUUUUAACUGUAAUUUAGUGUAAACAGUAACUAAUUUCAAAAUGGGAAAUCAUGGUACGAAAAGAAAACGUGAAGAAGAAGAUUCCAUUGAAUGUGAUGAUACAAAUUCAGUAGAUCUGCAUACGCCAAAAAGAAAAAGAAUAAAAUCAACAUCAAAAUAUAUUUAUCAAACUUUAUUUCUUAAUGGUGAAAAUAGUGAUGUUACUAUAUUAGCAUUGAAUAAGGAAUGGAAACUACACAGACAUUAUCUAUGCCAGUGUGGUUAUUUUAAUAGUAUGUUUAAUGGUAACUGGUUAGAAUCAACUCAACCUACUGUUGAAGUAGAUAUCCUAGAUGAAAACAUAGACGAAGCAUCUUUAAAGAUAGCAUUUGGUUCAUUAUAUAAAGAUGAUGUCAUAUUUAAACCAGUUCAACUUGUUAAAGUUUUGGCAGCAGCUACAUUUCUUCAAUUGGAAGGUCUGAUACAACAUUGUGUUGAUAUGAUGACAGAAACAAUGAGUGGAGAGAUUGUUGUGGAAUAUUAUAAUGCCUGUCAGAGAUAUGGUUUAGUUAAGAAUAAACAGUUAGCAUUGAACUGGUUACUACACAAUAUUAUGUCACCACCAAACUUCUUUGUUCUAAAAGAAAUCAGUUGUGAACUGAUGAUAGAACUGAUUACAUCCCCAGAUUUAUGGGUUUUACAAGUGGAAAUGGAUGUCUAUAGUUUACUCAGAAAGUGGAUAUUUCUGCGGAAGAAGCCAUCUUGGACUGGUAGAUGUAAAGAACUUUUAGUAGAUGUGGAUAAUUUUUAUAAAAACUCUUUUAAAGAAAAGAAAUUGUGUUAUUUAGAGUUACCUGAAGCAAAAGAUUGUCUUCCUGUAUUUCAAAGAAUCAGAUGGCAGCAUGUUAUCAAUGAUACAUCAUCUCUUAAAGCUCUGAAAUGUGAGAAAGUAGUACCAGAAGAUUGGUUGAAUCCUUUAUACAAACAUCAAUGGUUUUAUAGACUUCAAACAGAACAAAAUAUUGAUAAAGGGCCAAAUGACAAUUUAGAAGAAGAUAUAUUUUUAAAGGAAUCAACAAGAUAUGGUAGAAUGUUGUUACGACCUGGAGAGUUUUGUUGGAGAUUUAUAGGUUUUAACUAUGGUUUUGAUUUGUUAUUAUCUUAUGUAAAUGGUAUGGUAUUAGUAAAAAGAAACUGUGGUAAUAAUUGUUCAGGAUCUAUAGGUCUACAAGAUACUAGACAAAUAAUGUUAAGACUGACAGCAGCAUCUUUAGAUAAUAAAGGCAGUAUUUUAACAGAGAAAACAACAGGAAUACAGUAUUUAAAGUUAACUAGAGAUGAGGAAUGUGUUAUGUUAAGAGUUCAACCGGAGACUGUGUUUCCACUGUAUGUUACAUUAAAUGUAUUGGUAUAUACUCCUCUACCUGAUUAUCCUUGUCCACAGUUAGAUAUAAAAACACCUUCAACAAUAGAUUAUACUGAUGUAGCUGUACAAACUAUCGGACAAACUGAAACUAUAGUCAUUACAGAAACAAACGAUACAGAAACAGAUAUUAGUGGUGAAAGUGAAACCGAGUAGUUCUUUGUCAUUAAACGAUUUGGAUUCAUAGACAAAAAACCUUUAGAUCUACAUGCAAAGGAUAUUAGUGGUGAAAGUAAAACUGAGUACAGUAACUUAGUUCUUUGUAAUGAAAUGGUUUUAUGUAAAUCUUAAUGGGUUCCUAGAACGACAACUUUUGAUCUACAUGAAAUGUACAUUAAUGGUGAAAGUGAAACCGAGUAGUUCUUUGUAAUAUAACGGUUUUAUGUAGGCCUAAUGUUAUUGGGUUCCUAGAAAAAAAAACUAGAUCUACAUACAUUGAAUAUUUGUUGGGUUUUUUUUUAUAAAUCUGCAAGUGAAAUCGAGUAGUUCAUUGUUAUUGAAAUGUUUUGUUAUAAAUCUGCAAUCUUCGUGCAAUUGCCAAAUGGGCAAUGGAGGGACAGAGUUUUUCCUGUGGCUUUUUAUUUAUACAGUUUACUUUGUGAAAAUGUUAUAAUUUUCCUGAUGUGGAAAGGAGUCGUUACUGUUUUAUGAAAUAGGAGCAAGUGAUAAAUCAGCCAUUAAGUAAUUUCAUGAACUCAAAUUUUCACAGUUGGUCAUUAGGAAAUGAGAUGAAGACUUUAAACAAUGGACUGCACUGAUUGCAGUCAAGUAAAAUUUGACCAACUAUCUGCACAGACUUACUAUAAGAUCAAAACUAGUCAGUAGUCCAGUAACAAAGCUUAUCUUGUUAGAAUUGACUAAUUUAUGUUUUUAGCAAUUAAUAUGGUUAAAAUCUGCUUAUUGAUGUAAAAAAUUUCUGACUUGCAUUAACACAUUGCUUUUUUAAGAUUACUAAACUUUAUAAUGCUAAACUUCAAAGAAAGAAGCAUUAUGUAAGAGCUAAAUCUGCCUAUUGCAGGUCAAUUGUUUUUCUUCAAAUGUUAUAUAAACUAUUCACAUGUCAAGCCUAUAAUCAACCCUCUAGACCAUAGGAUGACUGAGAUUUUAAUGGAUUAGAACACCCGCAAGAUUCCAAAAUUAAAUUAUAAAAUGGAUAAUCUAUGUUACAUCUUGUCAAACUUCAAACAUUCAUAACUUCACUCAGAAUAUUGACUGAAAUUUCAAUAUAUACAUUUUUCAAAAUCUAUUUUUUAACUAUUCUAGCAAGAACGACCAGCGCUUUAUCGAAUCAUACAUAAUGCAUAUUUAAGAAAUACUCACAACUUAAUUAUUGUGUAUGCCUAAUCUUAUAAUAUCAGUAUUUAUACCAUCUUCCAUAUUUUAUAGGAUUUAUGUAGAGUUUUGUAAUAUUACUGUAAAUUUUAUUAUUUAUGGGUUUUUAUAACUUUUAUAUGUUAUAUUUGAUUGUAUGAGAUAAGUGAAUAUGCUCUUUGUAAAGUUUUAACGUGGUUGUAAAUUUUCAUCAUUUAGUCUGUAGAGACUCAACCUCUUGUUACAUUUUUUUAUUUUUUUCAAAUUCCACAUUCACCGAGAUUGUUCAUUUGGCUCCAGAUACUUCUAAACUUAUAAAAUCUUGUUAAUGCAAUACAGAACAGAGUUCUUGAUAAAACUUUAGAACACUCUGGGAUUAUUCAUUACAGGAAGAACCUCUGAUAAAUUUCUCGACUGUUAUUUUAUUUACUGUGCUAAUAGCUGGAAAUCGAAAUAAGCUCUGCAUGCAAAAUUUCCCUUGUAGCACGGGGGGUUGGAUGGCUGAAUGGUUAGCGUGCGCGCGCUGUAUCAUAAAGUCUGUCAUUGAGUCGACUGGCAUGGUUUCGAAUCCCCGGUUGUACGUGGCAAGGAGUAGGUUCGCCUGUCCAACCUUGUGGGUUUUCUCCGGGUCCUCCGGUUUCCUCCCACUGCUAAAGACCCCUACGCGCAAGCGAAUUAUGUAAAUAAAAUUAAACCAUAUGUUAGUCCCGAAAUGACCUAGUUUGUGUCGAGUGGACGUUAAACCCCAUUUCUCUCUCUCUCUCCCUUGUAGCACACUAUAUGUGUGUCUUCAUUAAGUAGAGCGUUGAACACUAUUUUUAUGUUUAGUAUACAUGAGACACUAAGGGGCAUUAUUCAAAUUAUUUAUACAUGGCAUGUUUGUUAUUUGUUGAUGUUGUAUAUAAUAGAUUUUGUGGUUAGCAGGAUGAGUUAUGUAUAUGGUACUAACAUGAUGCCUGUCUAAUAAUAUAUGAUUUUACAACUGGGAUAUGUUUGUUAUGAUCGAUUGAUAACUCUUUGUUAGUUUGUUUAUAUCAGAAGUAAAUUAUUUUGUACUCACUAAAUAUUUUUUUAUUGAAAAGUAACUAAUAAUAGAGUCCGGUCAAAGAUCUUUGGCAAUUUAUUUGGAAUCUAGCUAACCUCUUGCUUUCUAGAAGUAGAAGGUAUACCUGUUUGGUUUGUUGGUGAAAUAUUAAACAAUUUCAUGUUGGCCAGUGAAUGCAGCAGCAACAGUCUGAUUGGUAGAGUAGUACUUGCAUUAUGUGGGACAUUUUUUUCCAUGCAUCAUUCCACGAAUUCUGGAAGCUAUAUUAGACCACUUUCUAGUUGCUGUACUCACAAGCCGGAAUGGCAGGAAAAUGCAUUUGUGCCGGUCUAAUUGUCAAAAAUAUUUGGGUAAGGCCCUCCAAAAUCUGGAAUUAAGGUGAGCACUGAAUGGGAUUUUUCAUUGUUAGAUGCGCAGGUCGAAGCGCCUGGCAGGGUAUACUGAGCCUAGUCCCUCCGAAAACCGUUGAUGCAUCGUCAUUUGCAUAGCACUUUCAGGUAGAAACGUAGAAUGCUAGACUUUCAUUUCAUUUCUAUGAAUAAUCAUGUUGCCAACUGUUAGCCCUCUAUAAACUACGAUUGUGUUAAUAUACUUUAUCAUGUUUAUAUUUUACUCACCAGGGUCAAAAUGUUGUGUUAUUUACAAAUUGAAAUUUGACCCAGGUACGCCAUAUAUUUAAAGGUACAUUG